Nematostella vectensis (starlet sea anemone) is the source of this 3184-nucleotide messenger RNA. Its product is annotated as mevalonate kinase. Gene Ontology annotation, biological process: cholesterol biosynthetic process; isoprenoid biosynthetic process. The coding region runs from base 108 to 1355 and encodes 415 amino acids. Gene Ontology annotation, molecular function: mevalonate kinase activity; ATP binding. The transcript has 9 exons. The record is from RefSeq and is a predicted model, not a curated record. Gene Ontology annotation, cellular component: cytoplasm. NCBI's taxonomy places the organism in Eukaryota, Metazoa, Cnidaria, Anthozoa, Actiniaria, Edwardsiidae.
UUCUGUCAGCGGUCAUUGCCAAUACAAAAUGGCGGACGAGGCAGCUGUUAUAAACCGAAACAAAGUUUGAUAGUUUGCUAGUCUAGGACUAGUCUUUAUUAAAUGCGAUGAAGCUAUCCCGUGUUGUUGUCAGUGCUCCAGGAAAGAUUAUAUUACACGGAGAACACGCCGUGGUUUAUGGCAAGGCUGCUAUUGCUGUCAGCAUAGGACUUAGAACCACAGUUGUUCUACAGCGACAUAAGAAUGAAAGCAAAGUCUCUCUUUUACUCAAGGACUUGGACCACAUUCUAACAUGGGACCUUACGGAUAUACAGAAAAUCCUUGUGGCUGUACCACAGGUUUCCCGCACUGACACUGUUCUCCCAUCCGAUGAGAUGUUGUCAUUGAUUGACAAGUUAAUUGACAGCUCUAAGUUUGUUGAAGUAGAGGGAGUUAAGGAUGCUGCAAGAGUGUUUUUGUUUCUUAUGACAAGUACUUUAAGGGACAGAGACAGGUUGCCUGCUAUAGAAGCUGAGGUGAAGACAGCUCUUCCACUUGGUGCAGGUCUGGGGUCAUCUGCUGCCUAUAGCAUCAGCCUUGCAGCCGCCAUGCUACUCUCCAUGCAAACUAUACCUCUGCCGAAAUAUGUUAAGAAAACCCCCGAGUCGGAGACUACUGCUAAAGAUACUGAUUCCUACCAAUAUGAUGAUAUAGAAACUGAGAGCCUCCGUUUAGUCUGUCAGUGGGCAUUUGAAGCAGAGAAAAUAAUGCAUGGGCAACCUUCAGGAAUUGAUAAUUCUAUCGCUACAUAUGGCGGAGCUCUUUUAUUUCAAAAUGGAGAAAUAACACACUUAGAAAGUAUGCCGUUGCUGUCGAUUCUUCUAAUUGAUACCCAAAUACCUAGAAGCACACGUGUCAUGGUGGCUGGUGUUAGAGAUAGGUACAUUGAGUUUCCCACAGUUUAUAUGUCGCUGUUUGAGGCAGUGGAUGGUAUUUGUCACGAGUGCAUCAAGAUAUUCUCUAAAAUUCACAACCUUAAAAAUGAAGAUGUUCCCAAAUCUGAAUUUGUUAGAUACUAUCAAAGAUUAGAGUCUUUAGUUGAUGUGAACCAACAGCUCCUCUCCCUAUUUGGAGUUAGUCACCCAUCAUUGGACAGUUUGUGUCACAUGACUUCUAAGUAUGGACUGCACACCAAGCUUACUGGUGCGGGUGGCGGCGGCUGUGCAAUAACAUUAAUACCCCCAGGUACUGAUAAGGACAAGGUGGCAGAACUUAUGAAUAAACUACAAAAAGAGUUCAAGUAUAAAGUGUGGCAAACACCACUUGGCAGUCGUGGGGUAAUUGUCCAUGAAGCAAUUCCAGUCGAUAGAUCAUAGUAUAAACUUGGCAAUCGUGGAAGGAAUUUGUUGAGAAGUCUCAUUCAAAAGUUUUGCAAUCCCACAUUAGAAGUUAAUUGAAACCUCAACCUUGACAAAAUAACCUGUUAACCUACACUAUCUAACAGGCAAUCCGCUCUAAAUUAUUACAUGUUUUUCGCGUUUUCCGUUAAAAAUCGUCGGAGAUUGUUACGUCAUUGACCGGAAGUAAACUGGUGAUAUUGCUACUUUGACAAAUGUUCCGAUAAAAGAUUACUUGAAUUAAAGACAAUCGUAGGCAAAUCGUUAGUUGCAGCUUUAAGUGGCUUUCAAUGAAUUCAAAAUAAAUAUAUGCAAAUAAACUUCACAUUUCAAAAUAAGAAUUUUUACCUAUCUCCAAAACUCACCGCCGUAUAAAAGAAGACUAAUAAGACGAUAAAGCCUCCAUUCCCUGGUACAUUUUCUAUACUCCUAGAACCUUUGACCUCUAGGAAGCACUUCGCCUGCGUAUCGGCUCCCUCCCCUUCCCUUGAGCCGCUACGCAGGCUAGGAAGCACUGGGAACGAGUCUCCUUUGCAAGUGGGAGCCCAAAACUACAAGCGGAUGCGCAGGAGUCUCCUGCUAGUUCAAACCUGUUUGUCUUCCUAUUAUACCAGUAGUACAAUAUCAAAUAUCGUUCGCCUUGAUUAAAAUUACAAUACAUCAUUCUAGAUUCAUCUGACACAAGCUUGAAAACAAAGAAGAAAACAAUGAAAGUUUCAUAACAGUAUAAUUUAUUAUCGGUUUCUAUAAUCUCCCUAUAUUUGGAAUCAUUCGGAUUCGUUUAUCCUGCAACAAAAACCUUCAAAGCCUUUGGCAUAGUUUAGAAGCUUUUAGACGUACUUAUCGUGUGCCGUUCUGAUAUAUGUCCAAUGUGUAAGGUGCAUGAAAGAGACAUCCUCUAAAUAUAAUACAAUGGAUCUAGUUAUAAAAACCUUCAAUUUCCAAAGGUAUGCUCUAAUGCGUGUACACUACUCCUUGUCUUACAUAAGACUAUAUAGGGAUAAGACUAAACAUGCUAAAAGAAAGCUCCCUUUCAGUUUUUCCGCAUUCUUAGCAUUAGCUGCUACAGCUUUAUUGUAAUCAUGGUAAUUCUGCCCGUCAAAAUAACCCCAGGGGACACUUAACCCCUAGAGACAUCGAUAAUGAUGAGGCAUUAACCAAUAAAAUGAGAAUAUCUGUACCACGUGCUCUUGGGGUGUGCCUAAAACGAUCCGACCGGUAGUGGUAGCAUAUCAGAACAACGCUAGCCAGGAAGAAAGCAGGGUUUAUCUCGACCUACAAGGGAAGAAUUCCACCUCAAGAUGGGUCAAUUCAGCAACGGUCUCUUCGGCUGCUUUAGCGAUAUUCCUCUUUGCUUGACCACGUACUGUGUGCCAUGCUAUACGUUCGGAAAGACGGCUGAGGCAGUGGGCGAAGACUGCUUGAUGUGUGGUAUCGUCCUGAUGGUCCCGUGUGCGAAUAUUUGGUUCGCGACCCAAAUCCGCGGCAAAGUCAGAGAGCAGAAAGGAAUCGAGGGAAGCUUCGUGAAUGAUCUGCUGAUGACGUGGUGCUGCGGUUUCUGCUCCAUCAUACAAGAAGCGCUGGAAAUGGGAGUCAAAGCGCCCAUUGGGAACUCCAUCGCUCGCUCGUAGACUAAAUACUACCACGAUACGCGUAAAGACAAGUCUCUGAACUACGAACUUAAAGAAAAGAUACAUUCAUAUUGAAUCCUGCUCUCGAACUGUUUAUGAGACAAAUUCUUCGUAUUUGUUGUGCGAAUUUGUAAGAGAGUUUAUGUUAUUGUAGUUUCAUUAAAAACCACGUGAUUA